CUCUCUCUCUCUCUCUCUUCUUCUCAUCCAAACAAAACCCAUUUCAAAAUUUCUGUUUUUGUUUUUUUUCUUUUCUUUUCAGUUUUUCCCUUCUGAAAUUCCUCAAAUCUUCCUCAGCACAACUAAAGAAAACAUCAUUAACAAGGAAUGAAUGGUGCCACAGUAACAAAUUCUGAACCAGACAACAACUCUGAAUAUGUUGAAGUUGAUCCCACCGGAAGAUAUGGAAGAUACAAUGAAGUUCUUGGCAAAGGGGCAUCGAAGACAGUUUACAGAGCUUUCGAUGAAUACGAUGGCAUUGAAGUGGCAUGGAAUCAAGUGAAGCUUAGUGAUUUUCUUCAAACUCCUGAAGAUCUUGAAAGGCUGUACAGAGAAAUCCAUUUGUUGAAGACAUUAAAACAUAACAACAUAAUGAAAUUUUAUUCUUCUUGGGUUGACAUUGCUAAUAGAAACAUUAACUUUGUUACAGAGAUGUUCACUUCUGGGACGCUUAGACAAUAUAGGUUGAAGCAUAAGAAAGUGAAUAUCAGAGCUGUGAAGCAUUGGUGUAGACAGAUUUUAAAAGGGCUUCUCUAUCUUCACAGCCAUGAUCCUCCUGUAAUCCAUAGAGACCUUAAAUGUGAUAAUAUUUUUGUAAAUGGGAAUCAAGGGGAAGUCAAAAUUGGUGAUCUUGGUCUUGCUGCUAUUCUUCGUAAAUCUUAUGUAGCUCGAUGUGUUGGAACACCAGAGUUUAUGGCUCCAGAGAUUUAUGAAGAGGAGUAUAAUGAAUUGGUUGAUAUAUAUUCUUUUGGAAUGUGCAUAUUAGAGAUGGUUACUUUUGAAUAUCCAUACAGUGAAUGCACCCACCCUGCUCAGAUUUACAAGAAAGUUAUCUCUGGGAAGAAACCAGAUGCUUUAUAUAAGGUAAAGGAUCUCGAGGUUCGGUGUUUCGUUGAGAAAUGCUUGGCUACUGUGUCAACUAGGCUGUCAGCUAGGGAGCUUUUGAAUGAUCCUUUUCUUCAAAUUGAUGGUUGUGAUUCUUUAUUGAGGCCAAUAGAUUACUAUUCAGAAUAUGAUGAAGUGAACAAUUCCCUUAUCAGAGGAGGGCCUUUUUAUGGAACUUCUCAUGGUCCUUUGGAUAAUGGGUAUGCGAAUUAUUUUAGUCAUGAGGCUGGGAAUGGCUUGGAUUACUGUCCCAUUGAUAACGAGGCGAGCGAAAUCGAUCUUUUCUCCUGUCAAGAGGAUGAGCAUUUGGAAGAUGUUGAUAUCACUAUUAAAGGGAGAAGAAGAGACGACGAUGAUAUCUUUCUACGACUUCGGAUUGUAGAUAAAGAAGGUCGAAUUCGAAACAUCUACUUUCCCUUUGAUUUAGAGAACGAUAGUGCUUCGAGUGUUGCUAAUGAGAUGGUUUCUGAGCUUGACAUUACUGAUCAAGAUGUGAAGAAGAUUGCUGAUAUGAUAGAUGGUGAGAUUGCUACAUUGGUACCAGAGUGGAAGAAGGGAAAAAGUUUAGAGGAAACUCCAAAUUGCAGUGAUUCUAAUGUUUGUCACAAUUGUUCUUUGAACAGUUCUCUUUUGGAUUACGUUUCGCCACAUAAUCUUGCGAAGAAGAACCUGCACAUUCUUCAGUGUUCUGAAGAGCAUGGUUGUGCUUCUAUCCAUGGACGAUUUGAAGAGAUUACAUACCAAGUUGAGGGGUCGGAACAAUUUAAUGGAGACGAAAACUUGCAUAGAACAACAGGAAAUUCAAGUGAUAUCCAUUAUGCCGAUAUUUGGGCGCAACGAGAUGGACCCGAUGUAGUUUCUCCAGAAUCUUUAGAAGCUUGCAAUGAAUUUGGAGCGUCGGAACAGCCGAAACUCGAGAAGGAAGAAAGCAAUGUAAAUAUGGAUGAUAAUGAUCAUCAAAUGGAAUUCCAAACAAGAAACUCUAGCUCAUCAAAUCCUUCGGAGUCCUUUGUCGAUGAUCACGAGAACGAAAUUCGACAAGAACUAAGAUGGCUCAAGGCUAAAUAUCAAAUGCAGUUAAGAGAGCUAAGAGAUCAACAAUUAGGAGUCAAGACCAAAUCUCUUAGCUUGCACCCAAUUUCCAACCUCACCGAGACCGAUAACGGAGCUUCGGUAUCUUAUCUUUCGCCAAACUUCAAUGAAGCAGCAAAAAAUAAGACUGUCCAAACAUCUCUCUCCUUUGGCAAGAAUAUCACUUCACAUUCCCCCUAUGUUGCUGCUGAUAACAUUUUGGAGAACAAAACCUUUCAAGACAACAAUGUCAUUGUUGACGAGUUGAGUAGUCCCGAGCUGAUUGUUACGGCCAAGAGUUUCUAUACAGGAGCAUUGUUUCCACAUUCUCUUCAAAGAGCAACCUCACUUCCCGUUGAUGCUAUAGACUUUUAGAAUCAUCCACUGAAACUCACUUAAUACUCCAAAUGUUCUAAUUACAUUGGUCUUUGAGCAUCCUCUCCUCACCCUCACCAAUAGGAUACAAGUUAAGGCCCAACUAGGGGGAAAAAGUACAUCCAAAAGCUCUUUCUUAUCCCAAAGCCUUCCAUAAAAGAAAGCCAAUUUGUUUGAAAUUGUAGAUGCCCAUUGAGAUUAUGAGCUGUUUGGCCAUAUUUGCUUGUCAAUUGGCAAGCUGAGAUGCCAUUUUGAAACUGCAUAUGGUACAGAGCCAAAGUGGGAAUGGUCCCUUGCAACUUCUUGAAGGGUCAUUUUGAAAAUGCCAUGAGCCUGAUUGCGGCUGUAAGUUCCAAGUUGGCCAACUUGGUUGGAUAUUAAAUCCACUCCAUAACUUUUAUUGUGAGGUUGUUGUGGCUGUUGUGGCUCUUUACCAAACUUUAAAAACCAAUAUAAAAAUACACUUUUUUUUUUCUAAUCAAACUGUUUGGGACAUUGAGUUGAGUUAUAAAAUUGAGAGUUAGAAAGCCUAUCUUUGAAGUGCAGUGCUCUAAGUUAGAGGUCUUACAUAAAUAUGCAAAUGAAAGAAAGAGAUGAAAAUAAAGUUACUCUA
This is a messenger RNA of Cucumis sativus (cucumber), 2983 nucleotides long. Its product is annotated as probable serine/threonine-protein kinase WNK9. Gene Ontology annotation, biological process: protein phosphorylation; intracellular signal transduction. The transcript is spliced from 7 exons. Gene Ontology annotation, molecular function: protein serine/threonine kinase activity; ATP binding. NCBI's taxonomy places the organism in Eukaryota, Viridiplantae, Streptophyta, Magnoliopsida, Cucurbitales, Cucurbitaceae. Bases 148 to 2370 code for a protein of 740 amino acids. The record is from RefSeq and is a predicted model, not a curated record. Gene Ontology annotation, cellular component: cytoplasm.